UCAUUUGGCUACUCUCCUUUUCUGAAGGGGUUUUAUGCAUCUUACGGCAUCAGUUUUCAGCUGGAAGCGUUGGAUGAUUUGUGUUGUCUGAGUUCUGUGAAUUGUUUCUCAACAUUUUGAUGGUUUUGUGUUGGUAGCUGAAAAGUUCCUGUUUUAUGAUUUUUACUGCAAAAAUGACAGUUUCUUUCAAUUAUAUAUAUUUUUGUUCUUUUCAUAGUAGGUGUUUGGAAAUUGCGUAUUUUUGACUUGGCUCUUCUUUCCAGCAUUUGAUGGACACAUCUAUUGGUAUGUUAUACUUUUCUUCUCCAAGGAAACUGUCUUGUGGGAAAUUCAUGGCGCUUAAAAGGGCCAUCUUUAUAGAUUGGGGCUCAGAGGGUCUUGAAUCUUGAUAUAUAUUUCUUUUGAUGAGCUAGCUUCUUCUCUCAAGGAUUUGGUACUCUUGAUUCAUUCUUUAGCAACCAAAUUUUAGAGAUGUAUGUGGUUGAAGAUAAAGGUGGAGCAAUUGCUCUGAUGCUUGCUGCCUUGCUAUUUUUAGGCACAUGGCCUGCAGUUUUGACACUUUUAGAGAGAAGGGGUCGUCUUCCUCAGCAUACAUACCUUGAUUAUUCUAUUACAAAUUUGUUGGCUGCCAUUUUAAUUGCUCUUACAUUUGGUCAAAUUGGAGAUAGCAAACCUAAUAUGCCUAAUUUCUUCACCCAGCUUUCGCAGGAUAAUUGGUCUUCAAUAUUGUUUGCAAUGGUUGGGGGAAUUGUACUCAGCCUUGGGAAUCUAGCAACACAAUAUGCCUGGGCCUUUGUUGGACUUUCAGUAACUGAAGUGAUAACCAGUAGCAUAACGGUUGUCAUAGGAACGACCAUGAAUUAUUUCUUGGAUGACCGGAUUAACAAGGCCGAGAUACUUUUCCCCGGAGUUGGAUGCUUCUUAAUUGCAGUUUGUCUUGGUUCAGCUGUACAUUCCUCAAAUUCAGCUGAUAAUAACGAGAAACUAGGUGGCUCCUCAACUAACUACAAGGACAUGUCUGGUGUCUAUGGAGAUAACAAGAACGGCAUCAAUGAACCAAAGAAAGAUCUAGAGAAUAACUUGGAUAGUGGAUCUAAUCAUGUCUUAACAUCAAAGACAGAGAAAGCAAAGGCUGGCACUGCCGAAUUCCUGAUAGAACUAGAAAACAGAAGAUCAAUCAAGGUGAUCGGCUCGAACAUAUUUCUCGGUCUUGGCAUAGUGUUUUUUGCUGGAAUUUGCUUUUCGCUGUUCUCUCCAGCCUUCAACUUGGCAACAAAUGAUCAAUGGCACACCCUGAAGAAGGGAGUGCCUCAUCUGGUGGUCUAUACAGCAUUCUUUUACUUCUCAGUCUCCUGUUUUAUCCUUGCCAUCGCUCUAAACAUGAUUUUUCUUUACAAGCCCAUUCUGGGGCUGCCAAGGUCAUCCUUGAAAGCUUAUGUGAAUGAUUGGAAUGGGAGGCAAUGGGCUCUUCUUGCAGGUUUACUUUGUGGUUUUGGAAAUGGCUUUCAGUUCAUGGGAGGCCAAGCUGCUGGAUAUGCUGCAGCUGAUGCUGUUCAGGCAUUGCCUCUUGUGAGCACUUUCUGGGGCGUAGUUCUUUUCGGAGAAUAUAGAAGAUCAUCAAAGAAGACGUAUAUUUUGCUGGUGAGCAUGCUUUCUAUGUUCAUCGUCGCUGUCGCUGUUCUAAUGGCUUCCUCUGGACAUAGAAAGGCUUGAUGGUGGGAACUGAAGAACUUACCUACCAAUAUUUGAAAGUUUAUGAAUCUUAGUGAUUGCUAAAGCAGCUGCAGAUACCAAAGAUAUUUCCCAAAUAAAGAGCUGAGGCUUGCCAUCAGAUCAGUGCUGAGCUGAAUGCACAGAGCUUUGUAAACAUUUGGGAUGUUAUUUGUAAAUUGUUUGA
This is a messenger RNA of Dendrobium catenatum, 1897 nucleotides long. RefSeq names its product ureide permease 2. Gene Ontology annotation, cellular component: membrane. Gene Ontology annotation, molecular function: allantoin:proton symporter activity; uracil:monoatomic cation symporter activity. Gene Ontology annotation, biological process: nitrogen compound transport. The record is from RefSeq and is a predicted model, not a curated record. The coding region runs from base 472 to 1713 and encodes 413 amino acids. NCBI's taxonomy places the organism in Eukaryota, Viridiplantae, Streptophyta, Magnoliopsida, Asparagales, Orchidaceae. The transcript is spliced from 8 exons.